Fomitopsis serialis is the source of this 858-nucleotide messenger RNA. RefSeq names its product UbiA prenyltransferase family. The record is from RefSeq and is a predicted model, not a curated record. The coding region runs from base 1 to 858 and encodes 285 amino acids. Gene Ontology annotation, biological process: ubiquinone biosynthetic process. The transcript has 6 exons. NCBI's taxonomy places the organism in Eukaryota, Fungi, Basidiomycota, Agaricomycetes, Polyporales, Fomitopsidaceae. Gene Ontology annotation, cellular component: mitochondrial inner membrane. Gene Ontology annotation, molecular function: 4-hydroxybenzoate polyprenyltransferase activity.
AUGUCCCUUAACGGUGCUGGCCGGCCCAACUCAAAGCGUGCAACAUGGGUAGCAUAUUACAGAUUAACGCGCAAGCACAACUUCCCCACAGGGUUAGAUGUCGUCUUCUGGCCCUGCACCUGGGGUUUAAUCAUGAGUGCUUACGCUCUGCGGCUGUCUCCCCGGUCACUUGCGAUUCAGCUCGCUGCGUACUUUGUUGGUGCGACACUUCGACAUAGUGCCGCCUGUAUCUGGAACGACAUGUGCGACAUUGAGAUUGACCGGAAAGUUGCAUCGCUUGGCGGUGCGGCCAUUUUACUCGCCGCCCAUUUCAUCGCGUGUCUCGUCAUUCUCUCGUAUGCCGGAGACGCAGCUUUCAAGUGGGGGCUGUUCUGCCUCUGUUUUCUGGAUCCCCUGUACCCUCUCAUGAAGCGAUGGACUGAUUGGCCUCAGCUCUGGCUCGGAUUCGCCAUGACGUGGGGCUUACCUGUUUCAUGGGUGUCAAAUUUCGGCGAGAUGAACUGGUAUAUCGUACCUGUUCUACUCGGAGGCGGUGUCUGCUGGACCAUCCACUAUGACACUAUCUACGCUUGUCAAGAUCGUCGCGACGACAUCAAAGCCGGUGUUCGGUCUACCGCAGUCCUGUUCGGAGAUUGGACCCGCCUCAUCCUCGCUUGCUUCUCCGCUUGCUUCGUUAUAUGCCUCGCAUUGGCUGGCGGCAUCAAUCAUCAAGGCCCGCUCUUCUUCAUCACUGUGGCAGGUACCGCAUUCCACCUGGCUUGGCAACUUAUUGUCGUCGACCUGGACGAUAGCUCCGAUUGUCACAGAAUCUUCAAGGUAAGUAGCGUAUCAUGUUGGCGCUCAGAGCCCGAGAGUUGA